AUGAACAUGUUCAAUCAUGGGAAUACUGUUACUUUUCCUGAAGGCCCUCAUAUUGAUGCUAACACGCUCAAGUUAAUUGGUGUCGAAGAAGAUGCCAUAAGGGUAAGACUCUUUCCAUUUUCAUUAACUAAUUCUGCUAAAGAGUGGUUUGAGUGUAUGCCCCUAGAGAAGGUUUCCACAUGGAAGGAUAUCGUAGCUGCCUUCCUCGACAAGUACUAUCCGCCAGGCAUAACUUUGAAGCUGAAAAGCGAAAUCUUUCAGUUCAUCCAAGGCCAUGACGAGCCCCUCUAUGAAGCGUUUGCUCGUUUCAAAGCUCCCCUCCCAAAGUGCCCUAACCACGGUUUUACCAUGGAUCAUCAGGUAGGAAUUCUCUAUAAUGGAUUUAAUCAAAAAAUUUAUGCUAUGUUGGAUUCAGGGGCAAACGGAGGCUUUUUGAGAAAGUCGGGUGAAGAUGCCAUGGCAGUGAUCGAGGAAUUUGCCACCAAUGGCAGGGGGUGGUCGAAAGAAAGGCACAACAUGAAGAGGAUAGUUGCAAUUGAAGAGGCCGAGGAAAGUUCUUUUGCAAAGGAAUUGGCCCAACUCAGAGUUAGGGUGGACCAAAUGGACACAUCGAGGAAGGAGGAUCCGAUUCCACCAACCUCCAUCAUAGCGGUCUCUAAACCCGAAACUCAUGCCCCGGUAGUGGAGGAAAUAAACUACAUGCAAGGAGGCGGUUCCAACAGAAACUACAACAAUAAUUAUCGCCCUAAUCAGGGGGGCGGAUUUAGUGUUGGCAAAGGAGGAGUAGUUGAAACAACCAAAAAGGAGGAGAAGUAUGACCAAGGAAUCACAAGGAUCUUGGAAGUAAUUGCACAAGAUAGACAAGUUAAUGAUACCAAGAUCAGAGUGGUUAAAGCUAGGAUAAACAACCUCGAGCAAGGAAUGAACACGAUCUCAACUGCCAUAGCAAACAUCAACACUCAAAUGGAGCAAAUCCAAAAGAAGUUAGAUGAGGACAGGGCAAAGGCAGCCGUAGGAGUGGAUGACAUCAACAAGAAGUGGGGGGCAAAGCAGAAAUCUGGGGACUGCCCAGUCGACGGCGGACCGCUGCUACCACCGCAGCGGGCCGCCGCUGAAGCACCGAAUGGAGGUUGCCCAGCCGUCGGCGGACCGCCGCACACCCCACGACGGGCCGCCACUGAGACGGCAGAACCACCUACACAACAGGGACUCGUGCGACACAAUGGGAUUGAGAUACCUAAGUAUGCAAAGCUACUAAGGGAGGCGGUGAUGAUGAAGAAAAAGCCAACAAAAGCCGACCUUAAGCUACCGCAUCAUUGCAGCGAGAUCAUCCAAAAGGAAAGGGCAGUGAAGCAGAGAGAUCCGGGCCAAUUCAUUAUCAGAUGCCGGAUUGGAGAGGGAAAGGUUGACAUGGCCCUAUGCGAUUUAGGCUCUUCCAUCAAUCUCAUGCCACUGAAGUAUUACGAAAAGCUCAACAUUGGGCCGCUCAAAACUUCAGAAGUGACACUAAGGUACUUGAGGAAGGCAAGGAGCGCAACAAUGACUUUGUCCCAUUUUAGUAAACUUAUGAUAUGGGCAAGGACAUGGGAAUACGAGAGUCUUGAAGACUUGAUGAGUGGGCUCUUAGAAAGAAGCAGGAGACGUGCAGAGGAGAUGUCUGGAAGCUUUGACACUUCAAUGGAAACAUGGGAAAAGUGGGAGAAGAAACACGAUAUGAUACUUGAACUAAGUUCUAAUAUGCUUGAAAAAUUGGUGAAUUCUUUCAAACCUUCUCUCUCUUUAAUUUUAAUUCCUUGUAUUGCUGACGAAACUAAUUUUGAUGAAGAUCCGCAAUUAAGUCAUGCAAGGGGGGAAAGUAGAAGCAAAGCAAAAAAAUCCAAAUUGAGGAAUCAUCUGAGGUACAAUCUGUGUGGGUUCAAUCUUAUGUAUCCUUUGUCAAAUUCUGUGUUUGCACAAUCUUCUGCUGCAACACUUGAUAAGCUCCGUAGAGCGUGGGUGAGAUAUAAAGUUCCAUGUUGA
Molecule: messenger RNA, 2019 nt
Organism: Salvia hispanica
Lineage: Eukaryota; Viridiplantae; Streptophyta; Magnoliopsida; Lamiales; Lamiaceae
Source: RefSeq, a predicted model, not a curated record